CGUUGCUUUGGUUUACUGUUGUCAUCGCAAGGAUGGAGAAGUUACGCGAACAUUUUUCCAGGAUUCGAGUUCCUAAAGGCGGGGACAAAGUGUACAAGGAUGAGUGCAUGUUCUCCUUUGAUACCCCGGAGACUGAGACAGGGCUUUAUGUUUGCCUGAACAGUUUCUUUGGGUGGAGCAAGGAAUACGUUGCCAAGUACUCAGAACGUUCAGGAAAUUGUGUUUUCUUACACAUUAAGAGAAUCAAAAGAGAGCUUCCCCCAGAGAAGGAACCAGAGCCUGACAAAAAAAUAGCCCGCUUGGCAAUUGGUGUUGAAGGUGGCUUCAAUCCUGAUGCAAACAAGAAGAAAUUUGAAUAUGAAGACACUAACUCUGUUGUGAUUCUUCCGGCCUUUGAUGUCGUACCCCUACCAAAUCCUGAGCUCCCAGAGCUUGUACAGCAGAGCAUUAAUGGAGUACUGAAAGCAGAGUCUGCCUUGCAUUUAGCAGAAGUAGAGGCUGCCGCAGGUGCCUGGGAUGGUGAGAUACGGCAAGUCACCAAACAUGCUGACAACCUACAACAGCUUGACAACGGGAUUAAGAUACCACCAAGUGGUUGGAAAUGUGAAGAAUGUGACAAGACUGAUAACUUGUGGCUGAAUCUCACAGAUGGUAAGAUUCUCUGUGGCAGACGGCAACUAGAUGGAUCAGGAGGAAAUAACCAUGCUGUAGAGUACUACCAGAAAACAAAAUAUCCACUAGCAGUGAAGCUUGGGACCAUCACCCAAGACGGCAAUGCCGAUGUUUACAGUUAUGAUGAAGAUGACAUGGUUUUGGAUCCUAACCUUGUGAAGCAUUUAGCUCACUUUGGUAUAAAUGUCAAAGUUAUGGAGAAGACAGAGAAGACCAUGUUGGAGCUAGAGAUUGACUACAAUCAGCGGGCCUGGGAAUGGUCUCGCCUCACGGAGUCUGGGACAAAACUCCUCCCCAAAUUUGGCCCAGGUUACACAGGAAUGAAAAAUCUCGGCAACUCAUGCUAUGUGAAUUCUGUAAUGCAAGUGCUGUUCACUGUACCGAACUUUGUGGAGCGGUACUUUGCGAAUGGUACAAAUAUCUUACAAGGUUACCAGGGAAAUAAUCCAGCUGAUGAUUUCAACAUUCAGAUGUUCAAACUUUCCCAUGGCCUUCUGUCUGGAAGGUACUCAGUUACACCUCCCAGCAUCAACUUAGAAGAAGCUGUUGAUACAGAUGACCUGCAGCCAGGUAUAUCUCCUGUCAUGUUUAGAACCUUAGUUGGGAGAGGACAUGCAGAAUUCUCAACCAAGAAGCAGCAAGAUGCAAUGGAGUUCCUUGAACACAUCUUGAAGAUGACCUCAUGUAACUCAGCAGGAGUCACAGACCCAGGAAACUGUUUUAAAUUUGAGGUUGAGGAUAAGUUUGUAUGCAGUGCCAGCAAUAAGGUCCGUUAUGUGACAAGGCCUGACCAGUACCUACCGCUCCCAGUACCUGUUGAUGAGGCUGUCAACAAAGAGGAGGUGGCAGCCUAUCAAACCCGCAAAGCAGAAGCCCAAGCUUCACAAGUGGUCAUGCAACCAGAGGAGCAGGUACGAGCAAAGAUACCCUUUGAUGUUUGUCUAUCCAAGUUGGCUGCCCCUGAAGAAAUCCUUGCAUUUAGUUCCGCAGCAGAGAAAGAGGUUCCUAUGCAGAAGAUUACACGCCUCAGGACAUUCCCAGAUUACCUAGUCAUUCAGCUUGUCAAAUUUGGCAUCGGUCAAGAUUGGGUCCCAAUGAAGUAUGAUGUAUCCAUUGACAUGCCAGAAGUUCUGGACUUGUCUGUUUUAAGAGGGUUUGGACUGCAAGCAGGUGAAGAGGAGCUUCCAGAAACUACUGCUCCUCCCCCCAAAGAACCAGAAAUAGAUGCAGGUAUUGUCCAACAGUUAGCAGAAAUGGGAUUCCCAUGGGAGGCGUGUAGGAAAGCUGUUCACCUUACUGGGAACAAUGGAACAGAGGCUGCCAUGAACUGGGUCAUGGAGCACAUGGGUGACCCAGACUUUGCUGACCCUCUUGUCAUUAAGACUGACGCAAAGACAGGUAAUGAUACUUUCACUGCAAAUGAAGAGGGACUUGGAAUGCUGAUGUCCAUGGGAUUCACACGAGAGCAGGCAACUUUAGCUCUUAAAGAAACCAGCAAUAAUCUAGAACGUGCAGCAGAUUGGAUAUUUUCACACCAACAUGAACUUGAUUCGCUUUUAGCGGCACAGAGUGGUGCUGCUGCUCCUCCCCCACAAAAGCCAAACUACACUGAUGGAGAACCUAAAUACGAGUUGACAGCAUUUAUCAGCCACAUGGGAACCUCCAUCUUUGUUGGCCACUAUGUCUGCCACAUUAAGAAAGAUGGAGAGUGGACAAUCUUCAAUGACAAUAAAGUCUCAAAAUCUGCAGAUCCCCCCUUGGACCUUGGUUAUAUAUACCUAUAUAAACGUGUAAAUAAUUAGGGACUGGUGGUAUGAAUUUCAGAAUCUGUAGCAGGAAGUAGGUAGUGGCCAUUUUGAACAUUUCAUUAUUGUACCAAGUGCAGACCUAUACCAGAGGGAGGAUGAAAGGAGGAUGAAUAGCAGAUAGCUUAAGGAGUUUCACAAAAGAUUUUUUAUGAGAAUCUUCUUAGAGACUGAGUGUCAUGUACCAAUUACUUGGAUGUUUUAUGCAUUUCCCUUGUUUUUUCAGUUUAAGGAUUUGUUCUACUUCAUAUUGGUUUUAUGUUCUUGAGGCCAGGGUUCUAUGCAUUUUAAUUCUACUUUUCCAAGUUUCAUUUGUCCUCAAGACUGACAUGUUAAAAAGAAUAUUUGCUCUGUUUUCAGAGGAGAAAGAGCACUACACAUCACAUUAUGCAAAGAAAAAGGUUUAUGACUUAACCAAAUAAGAGGCCUUACAUUUUCUUAAGAGAUAUGCAAUAUAUAAAGUAAACAGAAUGUGAUAUAUAUAAAUAUAUGGACAUAA
This is a messenger RNA of Penaeus chinensis, 2976 nucleotides long. It is a transcript of the gene Usp5, whose product is annotated as ubiquitin carboxyl-terminal hydrolase 5-like. Gene Ontology annotation, molecular function: protein binding; zinc ion binding; cysteine-type deubiquitinase activity. Gene Ontology annotation, biological process: protein deubiquitination. The coding region runs from base 33 to 2474 and encodes 813 amino acids. Lineage: Eukaryota; Metazoa; Arthropoda; Malacostraca; Decapoda; Penaeidae. The record is from RefSeq and is a predicted model, not a curated record. The transcript has 15 exons.